Messenger RNA from Ophidiomyces ophidiicola, 1257 nucleotides. It is a transcript of the gene ENV7, whose product is annotated as Serine/threonine-protein kinase env7. NCBI's taxonomy places the organism in Eukaryota, Fungi, Ascomycota, Eurotiomycetes, Onygenales, Onygenaceae. Bases 1 to 1257 code for a protein of 418 amino acids. Gene Ontology annotation, biological process: vacuolar protein processing; regulation of vacuole fusion, non-autophagic; protein phosphorylation. The transcript is spliced from 3 exons. Gene Ontology annotation, cellular component: Golgi apparatus; cytoplasm. The record is from RefSeq and is a predicted model, not a curated record. Gene Ontology annotation, molecular function: protein serine/threonine kinase activity; ATP binding.
AUGGCGCAAUCUAUCUUCGACUUCCUCUAUACAUUUACUGACUGUUUGUGUUGCUUUCAAAGCUCUUCCCAAUUGAAGAUCAACAGCAGGAGCUUUAAGCUGCUACGCCUGCUCGGCGAGGGGGGUUUUUCUUAUGUUUAUCUUGUCCAAGAUAAAACCACCUCCGAACUCUUUGCGCUAAAAAAGAUCAGGUGUCCAUUUGGCCAGGAAUCGGUGUCGCAUGCGCUGAAGGAGGUUGAGGCAUACUCUCUAUUUACUGAAAACAGGAAUAUAAUUCAUUCAAUUGACCACUCCGUUGCAACCGAGUCAGGGUCUAAAUUCCGCUCUGAUGGAGGCGAUGCCGGUUCAAAAACAGUAUACAUUCUAUUACCCUACUACCAACAUGGCAAUCUCCAAGAUGCAAUUAAUGCGAAUCUUGUCAACCAUACAAGUUUCCCGGAGAAAAGAUUGAUGACACUGAUGUUGGGUGUCGCAAACGCCCUUAGAAGUAUGCACCGUUAUCGCGUCAACACUGGCACGAUCUCCAAAUCGAGAACUACAAGGGAAAGAGGAGGAGCCGCAGAUUUAUCGCCAAGGAAAAUGUCAAGAAGAGUAGGUGAAGAUGAAGAUACGGAACAAGAACCUCUGAUGGAUGGAGAGGUUGUUCAAAGUCAAGAAGGAAUGGAAGAGGGUGACUAUCGACCUUAUGCACAUCGUGACAUAAAACCUGGAAAUAUUAUGAUCGAUGACGAUGGAAAAUCCCCUAUUCUCAUGGAUUUAGGCUCCAUGGCCCCUAGCCCAAUCGCAAUCACAUCUCGAUCUCUCGCCAUUGCUGUGCAAGACACCGCUGCUGAACACAGCACGAUGCCGUAUCGGGCGCCUGAGUUAUUUGACGUUAAAACUGGCUCUAUCAUCGAUACAAAAGUGGAUAUAUGGUCGCUAGGAUGCACCCUGUACGCUUGCCUUGUGGGCAAAAGCCCUUUCGAAGCUCGUAGCGAGGAGACAGGGGGUAGCCUUAGCAUGUGUGUGUUGGGUGGAGACUGGCGGUUUCCAGGCGAAAAGGCAGGCCCUGCCGUUGGUAAGGGGAAAGCUUCAACAAACGGAGAAUCAAAUAUACCUCCAAGUGGCAUUAGCCCUGAAGUUAAAGAGGUAGUCCGACGUUGUCUAUCCGUCGAACCAUCUGAGCGGCCAGAUAUCGACGAAUUGAUUGAGCUCAUACAGCAUGCCGUCAAGGCUCUACCCGACGUCGGCGAUAGCCCGCUGCCGUAUGGUGUGUAA